AUGCCGGAAUCGAGAGGAAUCCGAGGACCGAGCUUCCCCCAUCCGUCGCACCAGCUUCCCCCGCCCAUCGCCCUCGCUUCCCCCGCCCAUCGCCCUCGCUUUCCCCUCCCGUCGCCCUCGCUUUCCACUCCCGUCGCCCUCGCUUCCCCCUCCCGUCGCCCUCGCUUCCCCCUCCCGUCGACCUCCCAUCCCCCUCCCGUCCCCCUCCCGUCCCCCUCCCGUCCCCCGCCAAUCGCCCUCCCGUCCCCCUCCCAUCGCCCUCCCGUCGCCCUCCCAUCCCCCUCCCAUCCCCCUCCCAUCCCCCUCCCAUCCCCCUCCCAUCCCCCUCUCAUCCCCCUCUCAUCCUCCUCCCAUCCCCCUCCCAUCCGCCUCCCAUCCCCCUCCCAUCCCCCUCCCAUCCCCCUCCCAUCUCCCUCCCAUCCCCCUUCCAUCCCCCUCCCAUCGCCCUCCCAUCCCCCUCCCGCCGCCCUCCCAUCCCCCUCCCCUCCCCCUCCCAACCCCCUCCCACCCCCCUCUCAUCCCCCUCCCAUCCCCCUCCCAUCCCCCUCCCAUCCCCCUCCCAUCCCCCUCCCAUCCCCCUCCCAUCCCCCUCCCAUCCCCCUCCCAUCCUCCUCCCAUCCCCCUCCCAUCCUCCUCCCAUCCCCCUUCCAUCCCCCUCCCAUCGCCCUCCCAUCCCCCUCCCGCCGCCCUCCCAUCCCCCUCCCAUCCCCCUCCCAACCCCUCCCACCCCCCUCUCAUCCCCCUCCCAUCCCCCUCCCAUCCCCCUCCCAUCCCCCUCCCAUCCCCCUCCCAUCCCCCUCCCAUCCCCCUCCCAUCCCCCUCCCAUCCCCCUCCCAUCCCCCUCCCACCCCCCGUCCAUCCUCCUCCCAUCCCCCUCCCAUCCCCCUCCCAUCCCCCUCCCAUCCCCCCUCCCAUCUCCCUCCCAUCCCCCUCCCAUCCCCCUCCCAUCCCCCUCCCGCCCCCCUCCCAUCCCCCUCCCACCCCCCUCUCAUCCCCCUCCCACCCCCCUCUCAUCCCCAUCCCAUCCCCCCUCCCAUCCCCCUCCCAUCCCCCUUCCAUCUCCCUCCCAUCGGCCUCCCAUCCCCCUCCCAUCCCCCUCCCAUCGCUCUCCCAUCCCCCUCCCAUUCAGUCCCAGGCCCCCAACACCACAGGCCAAGGUUGCAUGCAGUGUAG
Molecule: messenger RNA, 1173 nt
Organism: Closterium sp. Naga37s-1
Lineage: Eukaryota; Viridiplantae; Streptophyta; Zygnematophyceae; Desmidiales; Closteriaceae
Source: the annotation of a GenBank genome assembly